Prionailurus viverrinus (fishing cat) is the source of this 6775-nucleotide messenger RNA. It is a transcript of the gene BCR, whose product is annotated as BCR activator of RhoGEF and GTPase. NCBI's taxonomy places the organism in Eukaryota, Metazoa, Chordata, Mammalia, Carnivora, Felidae. The record is from RefSeq and is a predicted model, not a curated record. The transcript has 17 exons. Gene Ontology annotation, molecular function: protein serine/threonine kinase activity; GTPase activator activity; guanyl-nucleotide exchange factor activity. The coding region runs from base 154 to 3285 and encodes 1043 amino acids. Gene Ontology annotation, biological process: positive regulation of GTPase activity; protein phosphorylation; intracellular signal transduction. Gene Ontology annotation, cellular component: membrane.
GGGGCGGGCAUUGUUCGGCCGCCGCCGCCGCCACCGCUGCGCGGGGACAUGGGGGCCGCCCGGCGCCUGGGGCCGGGCCUGGAGAGGUCGCCGAGCCGCCGCUGAGGCGGGCCCUGCGCGCAGCCGGGCGGUGCAGGUGAGGCCGGCCGCGCCAUGGUGGACCCUGUGGGCUUCGCUGAGGCGUGGAAGGCGCAGUUCCCGGACUCGGAGCCGCCGCGCAUGGAGCUGCGCUCGGUGGGCGACAUCGAGCAGGAACUGGAGCGCUGCAAGGCCUCCAUCCGGCGCCUGGAGCAGGAGGUGAACCAGGAGCGCUUCCGCAUGAUCUACCUGCAGACGCUGCUGGCCAAGGAGAAGAAGAGCUACGACCGGCAGCGCUGGGGCUUCCGACGCGCGGCGCAACCCCCCGACGGCGCCGCCGAGCCCCGCGCGUCCGCACAGCGCCCGCCGCCCGCGCCCGCCGACGGCGCCGACCCGCCGCCCGCCGAGGAGCCCGAGGCCCGACCCGACGGAGAGGGCUCCCCGAGCAAGGGCAGGCCCGGGGCCGCCCGCAGGCCCGGAGCCGCCGCGGCCGCGGACCGGGAAGACCGCGGGCCCCCCACCAGCGUGGCGGCCCUCAGGUCCAACUUUGAGAGGAUCCGCAAGGGCCACGGCCAGCCCGGAGCCGCGGACACCGAGAAGCCCUUCUACGUAAACGUCGAGUUUCACCAUGAGCGCGGUCUGGUGAAGGUCAACGACAAAGAAGUGUCCGACCGGAUCAGCUCCCUGGGCAGCCAAGCGAUGCAGAUGGAGCGUAAGAAGUCCCAGCACGGCACCGGGCCGAGCCUGGGGGACGCACCCAGGUCCUCUAACCGGGGCCGUACCUCGGAGAGCAGCUGCGGCCUCGACGGCGACUAUGAGGACGCGGAGCUGAACCCCCGCUUCCUGAAGGACAACCUGAUCAAUGCCAACGGCGGCAGCAGACCCCCUUGGCCGCCCCUGGAGUACCAGCCCUACCAGAGCAUCUACGUUGGGGGUAUGAUGAUGGAAGGGGAGGGCAAGGGCCCGCUCCUGCGUAGCCAGAGCACCUCGGAGCAGGAGAAGCGCCUUACCUGGCCCCGCAGGUCCUACUCCCCUCGGAGCUUUGAGGACAGCGGAGGGGGCUACACGCCAGAUUGCAGCUCCAACGAGAACCUCACCUCCAGUGAGGAGGACUUCUCCUCCGGCCAGUCCAGCCGCGUGUCCCCCAGCCCCACCACCUACCGCAUGUUUCGAGACAAGAGCCGGUCACCCUCACAGAACUCACAGCAAUCCUUUGACAGCAGCAGCCCCCCGACGCCGCAGUGCCAGAAGCGGCACCGGCAGGGCCAGGUCAUUGUGUCGGAGGCCACCAUCGUGGGCGUCCGCAAGACCGGGCAGAUCUGGCCCAGCGAUGGGGACAGCUUGUCCAGCAGGCUGCCUCAGGAUGGCACCUUCCAUGGAGAUGCAGAUACGUCGUUUGGAACGCCACCUGGCUAUAGCUGUGCUGCAGACCGGGCUGAGGAGCAGCGCCGGCACCAAGAUGGGCUGCCCUACAUCGAUGACUCACCCUCUUCCUCACCCCACCUUGGCAGCAAAGGCAGGGGCAGCCGGGAUGCACUGGCCUCAGGAGCCCUGGAGUCUACCAAAGCGAAUGAGCUGGACUUGGAAAAGGGCUUGGAGAUGAGGAAGUGGGUGCUGUCUGGAAUCCUGGCUAGCGAGGAGACUUACCUGAGCCACCUGGAGGCGCUGCUGCUGCCCAUGAAGCCUUUGAAGGCUGCUGCCACCACCUCUCAGCCAGUGCUGACAAGUCAGCAGAUUGAGACCAUCUUCUUCAAAGUGCCUGAGCUCUAUGAGAUCCACAAGGAGUUCUAUGACGGGCUCUUCCCCCGAGUACAGCAGUGGAGCCACCAGCAGCGAGUGGGUGACCUCUUCCAGAAACUGGCCAGCCAGCUGGGUGUGUACCGGGCCUUUGUAGAUAACUACGGAGUUGCCAUGGAAACGGCUGAGAAGUGCUGUCAGGCCAACGCUCAGUUUGCAGAAAUCUCUGAGAACCUGAGAGCCAGAAGCAACAAGGAUGCCAAGGAUCAGACGACCAAGAACUCUUUGGAAACCCUGCUCUACAAGCCUGUGGACCGGGUGACGCGCAGCACGCUGGUUCUGCAUGACUUGCUGAAGCACACGCCCUCCAGCCACCCAGACCACCCUCUGCUGCAGGAUGCCCUACGUAUCUCACAGAACUUCUUGUCCAGCAUCAACGAGGAGAUCACGCCCCGCCGCCAGUCCAUGACUGUGAAGAAGGGAGAGCACCGGCAGCUGCUGAAGGACAGCUUCAUGGUGGAGCUGGUGGAGGGGGCCCGCAAGCUGCGCCACGUCUUCCUGUUCACCGACCUGCUCCUCUGCACCAAGCUGAAGAAGCAGAGUGGAGGCAAAACCCAGCAGUAUGACUGCAAAUGGUACAUCCCGCUCACGGAUCUCAGCUUCCAGACAGUGGAUGAGUCGGAGGCGGCUCCCAACAUCCCCCUGGUGCUGGACGAGGAGUUGGAUGCCAUGAAGAUCAAGAUAUCCCAGAUCAAGAAUGAUAUCCAGAGAGAGAAGAGAGCAAACAAGGGCAGCAAGGCCAUCGAGAGGCUGAAGAAGAAGCUUUCAGAGCAAGAGUCACUGCUCCUGCUUAUGUCCCCCAGCAUGGCCUUCAGGGUGCACAACCGCAAUGGCAAGAGUUACACAUUCCUCAUCUCAUCUGACUAUGAGCGUGCUGAGUGGAGAGAGAACAUCCGGGAGCAGCAGAAGAAGUGUUUCAAAAGCUUCUCCCUAACAUCCGUGGAGCUGCAGAUGUUGACCAAUUCGUGUGUCAAACUUCAGACCGUCCACAGCAUUCCACUGACCAUCAACAAAGAAGAUGAUGAAUCUCCGGGGCUCUAUGGAUUUCUCAAUGUCAUCGUCCACUCCGCCAGUGGCUUUAAGCAGAGUUCAAAUCUGUACUGUACCCUGGAGGUUGAUUCCUUCGGUUAUUUUGUGAAUAAAGCCAAGACUCGCGUUUACAGAGACACAGCUGAGCCCAACUGGAAUGAGGAGUUUGAGAUCGAGCUGGAAGGCUCCCAGACCUUGAGGAUUCUCUGCUAUGAAAAGUGUUACAACAAAACAAAGAUCACCAAGGAGGACGGCGAGAGCACAGACAGGAUCAUGGGGAAGGGCCAAGUCCAGAUUGCGUUCACCUUCUUGGCUUUACGGAGAAUCCCAUGGAUUGAAUCAACCACAUCGUUGAGCCAUUCUGCUCUUAAUGGACACUAAGUUUUCCAGAUUUUGCUAUUCUGUGAGCAUGCUGGUGCUGGACAUCUUUGAAAACUGACAUGUUUUGGCAUUACUGGGCAACAGUCACAGCUUGGGCUCUGCUCUACUGCUUCACAACUAAUGUGUUCCUCUUUCUACCCCUCCCUUCUCCCUCUCCAUGCUUGCAUCUGUUCCAGCCUGGGCAUCCCUUCUCCACACCCAGCCCUGACCCCCAUCUUGCAGAGCCCAAUGGCGAUCUGAGGAUGCAGACAGGCUGGGUGUCUGGCCCCUUUUUUCAGCCCAUUACACAAGGCUAAAGGAGGCUCAGAUUCCACCAACCUUUGACUCAAAUCAUCCAAAUUCUCCAAUAGGUGACUCCUUCCAGUAAUCCAGGAGGCAGUGAGAUUUGAACCAGGGCCUCUGAGCACUGGUGGGUAACUGGGGGUUCUCAGUGGAAGAGAGAAAAGAACAGAUACUUGUCCUCUUCUUUUAUUGUAUUGAGACCUCUUUGGAAACCCUUUGCCACAUUACUGCUGGAUAUAAGCAAAAUAUUCCUCCGUGCACAUAACCUGUGCUCUCAAACACUCUCGGACACACGGACGUGUCAGAUGAGCACCCUGUCCUGUCCCAGGGAAGAAGACAGCAAGUGGUGUUAUGGGGCCUGGCUUGGGGCAUCUCUCCAAACUCUGGCUGUUCUCUGCCCCUUUCUGCCAUCUGGCCCCAGUCUGCAUUUCCCCUCACAGGUGCUUUGAGAGGUGCUCCUCAGCAAAUAAUCUCCCUUGCUUUUCCUUCAGUAGGACAAGAUGGGACAGGAGUAGAGGACAUGGACUGUAUUUAAAAAGAAAAAAAAUUACAACCUCAUUAGAACAGAAAGGUGAACGAUGUUCAGCGGGAUACAGGUAUAGGGACCACUGCAGGGGGUUUUGCAGCAGGGGAGAGAGAUGGACCCCCAACUCUGACUAUAACAAGGGAAGGGGGAAUUUAUAGACAAGGAGCAGGGUGUGGGGUGGGGGUGGGGGGGCGGUCAUCGAUUGGAAGUUACUAAAAGGAAACAUCACGGGUAAGGGAGAUUCUGGCUAAACCUACCUAAUGGGCAGGCCAGGGCAAUCAGAUGUUACUGGGGGCUGGGGCGGGGGGAAGAAAUGAGGAAUCUGGAUAGACGUUGAGGGUAAUCCGCUAUUAAGGAUAUCGAGGCACGGUUUUUGCUAAAAUUGGGCUCUUAGGGAAAUUCCCAAGAAUGAGGUCUAUUGGAAAACAACUCAGAGGAGCCCGACUGGUUUGGUCAAGGGGAGACUCUGUCCACUCCCUCAGCCCCAGUGUGCCUCCUAUGACCUGGGGCAAUUCAUCACUGCCUGUAUAAACUUGUUUCCUCAAUGUAAAUUGUAGUCGGGGGCCACGAAGGCGGAUGUGGAGGCCUUCAGUGUCAGCUGCCACUGUUAUUAUUACUCAUUGUUGUCACUGUUAGUGGAGAAGGUGGGCUCUGGCUCCACUCCUUCGUCUGUGUCUGCUUCGGUGGAAGAGAUGAGUGAAUGGGAAGCCUGGCCGCUGAGCAAUCAUUAGCCAGGAAGGAAUCCCAGCAUAACCCAAGGUCCGUUUGUGACUCACAAAGAGUAGGCAGUGGCCAGCCUGGCCCCUGAGGACCCCCAUUCCCGUGGGGAGUGGAGGGGGGGCUUGUUUACAAACUCAGGAUCCCCAAUACGAGUAGGAAGGAAGUCAGAGGAAGAGCGGUGAUGACGCCCUGUGACCCUAGCCAGGCCUCUUUCUGCCUCCCCCAACCCCCACAGACACUGUUUUCUGUGUGGGGCACCCCUAGGGGAGGGCAUUCGUGACUCUAGUGGGGGACAGCCUUCCUGAGUGGGGGCUUUUCCCAAUAAUACCAGGCACCUUCGGAGUAUGCCAUGUGGGACAGACAUGUAGCCCUGCCCAUCCUGUUGCUGGGGUAGGGGAGGUGGGAAUAGCAUGGUCUUCUCCUGCAGGUGCCUUCCACCCCCACCUGCCACAUGCUCUUUGACUCAUAAGUUUAGUGGAAAGCCCUUCCUGUGAGGUGGAGAAGGUGCAGCACCCUGGGAGUAUCUGAGGGGGCCCAGGAGAAGCCCACAGCUGGCCAGAAGGGCAGAGGCCAGGCAGGUCCCUCCAAGGGGCCAGGGACAGAAAUCAAGUUUCCAGCAAAGCUGCUCACAUGCCUGUCUGGGCAGAUGGUGUCAGAGUCAUCUGGGGAGCUAGGGCCUGAUCUCCCAGAGCUGGGGUCCUAGAUCAGUCUGGUUUUACUGCCUUACAUGAUGGUGGUGAGCUGAGGGUUCAGGAACCACUGGCCUGAGUCUGAGGUUCCAGCUCUUGCUCUUCAGAUGACUUGGCAGAUCCCUGCUUCCCCUCUUAAAUGAUGCAGUCUCCAUGAGAGGAGAACAGAGGGAUGAGCCAAAGUCAGCUGCUCAACUGACUGAACCACCCAGGCACCCUUCUCUUCUCCAUUUUCAAAUUUUCUGUGUUGUUUGAACCCCCUACCCUAUUCCUUCUUAGUGAUUAACUUUAUAUCAAAUCCUAGAAUAUUGUCAUCUGCCAUUUCUCCUGAUAUUUUGUGUGUCUAGCUGAGCUCACGACUCACAUUCCAAGGGGGACGUCAGAGUUGAUUUUUUUUUUUAAACAUUUUUUUGUGAGUUUUGGUUGAGACUGGGGCCUCAGAUCUCUGGUCUGACCCUUACUUUAUUCGAAACUGGUACUUAGGGCUGUCUGUAUGUGGUUUCCCAAACUUCUCUGCCAGCCUGGGUUGCUUGCCUCACGCAUAGAAACCUGGUUGAAUACAGACCGACAGGUCCAACGGUGCCCCUUUCCAGGGGUGCCCUGGCACCCACACUCCAGCCCUCACCAAGACCUCACUGUAAGGUCUGCCCACUCACGGGCAGUAUCCUCAUUCGACCACCAGUUCUGUGGCACUUGUGCCCCAAGAGCCCACUGAAGUGCCCAGCAACAGCUGUAUGAAUGUGGAGAUGCCACCAACACUUGGACACGCACGUGUGCAGCCACACCACUGAGUAUGCCAACCUGAAACUGGAAAGAAGCUAAGUGCCCAUCAGCUGGUGAGUUCAUAAGCCAAGUGUGAUAUAUCCGUAUGAAAUAUUAUGCAGCCAGAACAAAGGAAGGACAUUCUGAUACACACUACAUGAAUGAAACUUGAAGACAUAAGUGAAAGAAGCCAGACACAAAGGGAUAAGUAAUAUAUGAUGACACUUACACGAAGUAUCUAAGACUGGCUAAUUCCUCAAGACUAAGAGUGGAAUAAAAGUUACCAGGGGCCAGAAGAGGGUGGAAAUGGGGAGCUACUGUUUCACAGAUACGAUGUUUGGGAUGAUGAAAACGUUUUGGAGAUAGGUAGUGGUGGUGAUUGCACAACAUUAUGGAUGUACUUAAUGCCAUUGAACUGUGCACUUAAAAAUGGUUAAUUUUAUGUUAUAUAUAUUUUACCACCAUUUUUUUAAAGAGUUAGCAUGUCAUGGGGUGCUUGGGUGGCUCAGUU